Brassica napus (rape) is the source of this 1470-nucleotide messenger RNA. RefSeq lists its product as uncharacterized. The coding region runs from base 1 to 1470 and encodes 489 amino acids. The transcript is spliced from 9 exons. The record is from RefSeq and is a predicted model, not a curated record. Gene Ontology annotation, molecular function: DNA binding. Gene Ontology annotation, biological process: DNA recombination; DNA replication; DNA repair. Lineage: Eukaryota; Viridiplantae; Streptophyta; Magnoliopsida; Brassicales; Brassicaceae. Gene Ontology annotation, cellular component: nucleus.
AUGUCGAAAGAGGCCGCAAUCCGCACCGGCGAAUCUUCUCCUCUCCUCCUCUUCCGACAAGUUUCACCGGGACCCGGAGAUUCCACCAUGCAGUUUCGGCUUCUUCAUUUCUGGGAUGCUCGCAAGAAUGUCAAAGGAGGACCAGGGAUCAUUCUUGGGAUCGAGCUCCUUCUGAUCGACGCAGAGGGUACUGUGGCUCAGGGGUUCAUUGGUCAGAACCGUCGCAACCAAUACGAGAAAGAGCUUAAGCGUGGGAUGAUCUACACACUGACAAACUACUAUGCAUCGAACAACAAGGUGAUGUACCAUGUUGCUGACCAGAGGCUGGUAAUUUGCAUCUCACAUGCCUCUGAGCUGAGGAAGGUGGAAGAAGACAUUGAAGCCAUUUUGACAGAGCGCUUCAGAAUCCAUUCCUUUGCAGAUUUUGAAGCAAACUGCGAUCUCAGAGGAGAUCUUCACGAUGUUGUCGGCCACCUUAAGCUGGUUGAUGGGAAUCCUCUCCAUCAGCGUCCGGUUUUGUGCAUCAAGGAUGACUCAGCUUCUCGGAAAAUCUUGGUUCAUUUGCAACUUAAAGAUGGUCCAGUGAUUAACGUCUACCUAUGGGACGAGGCAGCGGAGAAUUUCCGCGUCAAGUUUGACGCAUGUGCAGACACUCCAACGGUUCUUUUGGUGACAACAGUCAAUCCUAAGAGACUCGGUGGGAAGUUAUGCUUAAGUUCAAUGUCUUCAUCAAGAGUGUUCUUCGAUGAAGAGGUUGACCCCACCAAAGAAUACUUGGCCUGGCUGGCCACGAACCCUUCUGUGACUUCUUUGGUGAACCCUGUUGAGGUGGUCAAAGCUGAGACUCUCACAAUAGGUGAGAUUGCCGCCUUCAUCAAGCGUCAGCCUGCUCAGAUUGCCUACUUUGACUGCAUUGCCACAAUUGAUGAUGUCAAGCUUGGCACUGAGUGGUAUUACAUUGCUUGCAAGGAUUGCCAGACCAAGUUAAACCGUGGGCCUACAACGUUGCUUUGCCCAAAAUGCGGGAAUGAAAAUGCUACUGCAAUAGCCAACUAUCGUGUGGAGCUGUCUGUCUAUGAUAAUGAUGAGCAGUGCACGUUCAUCAUCCUCGGAGAUGCUGGGAAAGAUCUCACAGGCAGGAAAGCAACAGAGUUGAUCGAUGCUUAUGUUCAGGAAAAUGGUGGAGAUGAGGCUGAGAUUGAAGUUCCACUGCCACAGUGUUUCAUUGAUGCAAUAGGCCAGACAAAGAAAUUCAGGAUCAAGGUGGCUCACUACAACUUCACUUCCAGCAGGCUGUCCUUAACCGCCACCAAGAUAGUCUCAGCAGCAGAGUUACCACCAAAGAACCCCCCACUCAAGACGCUGCCAGGAACUGAAGUGGAGAACACAGAGUUGGGUGAGAGUAGUGGUGGUGGCGCUUCAGCUAUUGAAGAGGAGAAGAAGGCAAAACGUACCAAGCGUAGUGGCUAG